AGGAGCAUUUUCUACGUGCUCAGAACGGAGAGAGAAGUUGAUCGCAGCGAUGGCAAGAACCAAGCAGACCGCUCGUAAAUCCACCGGUGGCAAAGCCCCGAGGAAGCAGCUCGCCACUAAAGCCGCCCGGAAGAGCGCCCCAGCCACCGGCGGCGUCAAGAAGCCCCACCGUUACAGGCCCGGGACCGUGGCUCUCCGAGAGAUCCGCCGCUAUCAGAAGUCCACCGAGCUGCUGAUCCGCAAACUGCCUUUCCAGCGUCUGGUGCGAGAGAUCGCUCAGGAUUUCAAGACGGACUUGCGCUUCCAGAGCUCCGCUGUCAUGGCCCUGCAGGAGUCCAGCGAGGCUUAUCUGGUCGGUCUGUUCGAGGACACCAACCUGUGCGCCAUCCACGCCAAGAGAGUCACCAUCAUGCCCAAAGACAUCCAGCUGGCCCGCCGCAUCCGCGGAGAGCGCGCUUAAACCCGCCGCUGACAAACACCCCAAAGGCUCUUUUAAGAGCCACACACAUCGCACUGAACGAGACCGUUUCCACUGUAACAACGAGUAUUUGCUCCUCACCAGAAAAGGACAAUAUUCCAGUUAAACAUAAAUUAUAGGUCUUACAACUUUAUUUUCAUUGUAUUUACUCAAGAUUAUUUUGGAAUGAUUUGGAAUUCUGUAUUAACAGAGAAUUGAAGGUAUGAUAGAAAUUUGUAUAGUUUAUGUAUUUUUUAUACAGAAAACGAAAAUUUGAAUACUAAAGAGCAACAUAUACAA
Carassius auratus (goldfish) is the source of this 757-nucleotide messenger RNA. RefSeq names its product histone H3-like. Bases 50 to 460 code for a protein of 136 amino acids. Gene Ontology annotation, cellular component: nucleosome. The record is from RefSeq and is a predicted model, not a curated record. The transcript has a single exon. Gene Ontology annotation, molecular function: protein heterodimerization activity; structural constituent of chromatin; DNA binding. NCBI's taxonomy places the organism in Eukaryota, Metazoa, Chordata, Actinopteri, Cypriniformes, Cyprinidae.